Molecule: messenger RNA, 2049 nt
Organism: Puntigrus tetrazona (Sumatra barb)
Lineage: Eukaryota; Metazoa; Chordata; Actinopteri; Cypriniformes; Cyprinidae
Gene: snap23.1
Product: synaptosome associated protein 23.1
Exons: 8
Coding region: 599-1312 (237 amino acids)
Biological process (GO): synaptic vesicle fusion to presynaptic active zone membrane; exocytosis; synaptic vesicle priming
Cellular component (GO): plasma membrane; SNARE complex
Molecular function (GO): SNAP receptor activity; syntaxin binding
Source: RefSeq, a predicted model, not a curated record
UUUAUUUAAGAAAAUCAUCAUUACUUAGGUAUUCACGCAUUACACUAAUGACGCACCAGAAAUAUACACGUCGCUUCCUAUUUUGUUUUCAUACAGUGGCUUAGUAAUAAUCGUUGCAAUUAGGCCAAAACAUCUUUUUUUACUUUUUAUUGAGUGCUCUAUUAAAACGUCCCCAAUCUGUAAAAACCCCAACAUCUAUUCUGGCGUUAUUAAUAAUUAUCUUUUCUAUUUAUACUCGCUUCCCAGUUGACGCAUGCGCACCAAGUCGCCUGUCAUAUGACCGCACAUGCGCAGUACUGCCGUAAUCUGAAGGAAUUUCGGAAAGUGUUUGGAUCAGCGCGAACAACAAACGCUUUCUUAAGACUUUUAACCGAUCGAUUCCAGUCGUAUCCGUCUCCUGUCCUGGGAUUAACCUCAGUAAGUAGCGAGUGAAUCGUUGCGCUCCAGCUUGCGUCCAGUAUUUCAAAUCAAGAGGAUGUUAAUGCGUUUCUACUUCCCCAAAGCGGAACUGAAUACGAGACCAACUCGCCAACUUCUGCCUUAAAUAAACAAACGCAUUUUCUCAGUAAGUUAGCGUUAAAGAACGCCGCGAAACAUCAUGAGUAAACAACCUCAGAGCGUAGAGCUUAAGGCCACUGGAGGGGCGGCAAACUUGGACACCAGCAAGAUGGCAGACAUGACGGUGGAGGACAUCACAUUGAGAGCCAACCAAGUUACAGAUGAGUCACUUGAAAGCACUAGGCGGAUGCUGCAGAUGGCGGAGGAGAGCCAGGAGACGGGAGUUAAAACCAUGACCAUGCUGGAUGAGCAGGGAGAGCAACUGAGGCUAGUCGAACAAGGAAUGGACCAGAUCAAUCAGGACAUGAGGCAGGCCGAGAAGAACCUGACCGAUCUGUCCAAAUGCUGUGGCCUGUGUGUGUGCCCGUGUGACAGAGUGACUUCUAUUGAGCAUGAUGGGAGAUAUAAGAAGACUUGGGGCACAAGUGUUGACCACUCCAGCGUGGAGGGAAAAGAGGGCGGUGUUGUGUCCAGCCAGCCCACUGCCGUUCGUAAUGGACAAGCUGUUUCCAGCGGCUCAGGGGGCGCAUCUGGCCAAUACAUCAAGAGAGUAACAAAUGAUGCACGAGAAGAUGAGAUGGAGGAGAAUCUGGAUCACGUGGGCAGCAUUAUCGGGAAUCUCAAGAAUUUGGCCUUGGAUAUGGGAAAUGAGAUUGACAAACAGAACAAAACCAUUGACCGCAUCACUGAUAAGGCUGAUAUGAAUAAAGCUCGCAUUGAUGAAGCCAACCAGCGAGCCAACAAACUUCUGUAGAGAAUGGACACUGCCAGAUUCACUCAGGAGCCUGAUUGUUUGAUCUUUCUCACACACACACACACACACACACACUUUCUGCUUCACAGCAAUGAAUUGCAGCAAGUGAGUAAAGUUCUUCCGAUGCCAUCUGUGCCUUUUUUUCGCCGCUCUGUUUGUUCUAUUGUAAAUAGUUGAACACAUGCACACACAGAUCUGUUCCAGAGCCUCCUGUACAAUCACGUCUUCACCCUUCACAUGUGAGACAAAUAUGCUGGACGCACCGAGUUUUUGUUGCAGUUGUUGUUGCGGCUUUGCUCACUGCCGUCCUCUCAGUCUGUAACGGAAGGAGUCUGGUCUUUGGAGAUGGUGAUGGGUUUUGUCCGUCCCUCUCCCUGCACUUCAGUCAACAUGGCUAAAUGUUUCACUAAUCUGAAUGAGGGGCCAAAGACUUCCGACAGAACUUUGAAUGUUCUGGUUUGCUGCCCUCAUAGCCUUUGAUGUAUGUUUGGGCUAAUGAUAUAAUGUUUGGUUUUUAUGUCAUUUGUUUUCUGUUUAGCUCUACCUGUGACUGAUUAUACUCAUAUUUAAUUAUCUUAAGACAUUAAUGGGCUUUGUGAAUACAGUUAGUGUUUUUCAAUGUUUGGGGGAAAGUCCUUUUUUUGGAAUCCUUUUUAAUGGCAUAAUUUACCAUGCUAUACAGAAGUAGGACAUUUCAAUGUAUCUAUUUUACUGCUAAUAAAGCCAGUAUAAUCAUU